GUGUUAGGCCCUCAUGGUUUGUUUAUACCCACUUGUACCCGAAUUCAGUUUCUCUACUAAUUUCCACCAGUUCAGUUGUGCUAUUUAAGAUUUUAUGUCAAAUAAGGGAAACAAAUCUCGAAUCAAACAUAUCUGUGGUGGAUUGUGCAAUUUUCAAGAUUUGGGAUUGUUUUUUUGAAAAUUAGAGUAAAGGGAGUUAUGAUGGGAUUUGUAACAGAUAUUUUUGUUUCCAUGCAUGAAUUGAACAUAGAACAAAGGAUAGAGAGAGUGUGUUGACAUUUUGAAUAAUCUUGUCAGUAACAACACUUCUCUUUUAUUAUUAUUAUUUUUUAAUUUUGUUCCAAAUUCAAAUAAUAAUAAAAAAAGAGAAAACAAAUCUCUAAACUUUUAAGGAUAGAAUUACUGUGGAAUUUACAAAGUUUGUUUCUUUAGCAUUCUCUCCUUUUGCUUUCAUCUUAUAGCUUCAAGGUCGGAUCUUGUACUUAGCUCAGAGAAUAACUGUCACAUCUCUAAGAAAGCAUCAACCUUACCUCUGCUUCUUCCCUCUCUUCCUUUGGUUUUGAGUGUUUGAUCGGAGAAGUUGACAAUCAAAAAUGGAGAAGAAGGAGUUUGUGUGCAAGUUCUGUAACAAGAAGUUCCCGUCUGGGAAAUCACUCGGAGGUCACAUCAGGAUUCAUUCGCCUCGGAGUUCACUUGAUCUCACUGGCAAGCACAACAACAACAAGAAGAGGUUGGUUGAUGAGAGAGAGAUAACGCCGCCUCUAAAACAGGAGCAGCAGCAGCAAUGCAGAGUAUGUAGUAAACGUUUCUGUUCUUUGAAAGCUCUCGCCAAUCACAUGGAUUGUCACAACUAUGCUGCUACUUCUUCUUCCUCUGGUCCUCCUACCAUGAUGAUCAAAAGAUCUAAGAAGCAGCACUCCAAUUCUGAUGAAUCUUUUAGUAUUGUGAGCUCGUCAGAGACUGUUCAAGGAGCUAAGGAUCUGAUGUUUUUACAUUUGGGUAGAAAAGAUUAUAACUUUGCUGUGGACUCUCCCGUGCCUGAGUCAUCUGAGAACAUCUCUGAGUUAUCUUCAGGGGAGCUGCUGACAAAAGAUAAAGUUGCUGCUGUUGCUGAUGAUGAUAAUAGUGAUGACGGCUCCUCUGAUGAUGAUUACUUCAUGAAUGGACCAAAGAAGUCAGUCUCGGUUGGUGGGUCUCUUAGGAACACUGGAUUCAACAGCUUCAGCUAUGGUGAUGAGCUUCGCAAGUCCCCGGCGGUUAAGAGAGCAAGUGGUGCAAACAAGACUAGCAGAGGUCGUCACGUGUGCCCGAUUUGCUUCAAGGUGUACAGGUCAGGACAAGCUUUAGGAGGUCACAAGCGAUCACAUACUAGUACUACCAUUGCCAACCAAGAAGAGAGGAUCAAACACAAGGCAGCAGCUGAUAUGCAAUUCGAUCUCAAUCUUCCUGCUGAGGAGGAUAGUGAUGAUGAGGAAUGAACUAGAACAUGAAACCACAUCUCAUCCCCUAGGUUUUGUUCUCUUCAUCCAACUUUUGGCUCUAGAAUUCUUCUAUAAAAAAAACCUUCAAGGUUCUGAGUGUUGAUAUAAUGCUUCUUGUUUCUUAAUGAGAUUAUUCUUUUAUUCAACAUUUUGGAAUCCUUUCUCUGCUCUCAGACCUUAGUAGUAUUCAGAUUGUGACUCAAAUCAA
Molecule: messenger RNA, 1689 nt
Organism: Raphanus sativus (radish)
Lineage: Eukaryota; Viridiplantae; Streptophyta; Magnoliopsida; Brassicales; Brassicaceae
Product: zinc finger protein ZAT1-like
Exons: 2
Coding region: 594-1478 (294 amino acids)
Source: RefSeq, a predicted model, not a curated record